Messenger RNA from Metarhizium robertsii ARSEF 23, 1314 nucleotides. RefSeq lists its product as uncharacterized. The record is from RefSeq and is a predicted model, not a curated record. NCBI's taxonomy places the organism in Eukaryota, Fungi, Ascomycota, Sordariomycetes, Hypocreales, Clavicipitaceae. Gene Ontology annotation, biological process: fungal-type cell wall organization. Bases 1 to 1314 code for a protein of 437 amino acids. Gene Ontology annotation, cellular component: fungal-type cell wall. The transcript is spliced from 2 exons. Gene Ontology annotation, molecular function: structural constituent of cell wall.
AUGAGGUUCUCCCAGGUCUUGACCAUUGCCUACUUGGCCGCCGGCAGCGCUGCCGAUGAGCAGCAGCCCAGCCAGGCCAUCAACGCUGCUGCUGAGUCGUGGAUAUGGAAACCUGUCAGCAAGCCGCAUGAACCUAGCAAGCCGCCGGAAUCUACCAGGCCGCAUGAGACUACCAGGCCACAUGAGACCAGUAGGCCACAUGUGUCUACCAGGCCGCAUGAGUCUACCAGGCCGCAUGAGUCUAGCAAGAAGCGCGAGUCUACCAAACCGCAUGAGUCCAGCAGGCCACAUGUGUCUACCAGGACGCAUGAGUCUAGCAAGAGGCGUGAGUCUACCAGGCCGCAUGUGUCUACCAAGACGCACGAGUCUAGUAAGAGGCGUGAGUCUAGCAGGACGCAUGAGUCCAGCAGGCCACAUGUGUCUACUAAGACGCAUGAGUCUACCAAGAGACGUGAGUCUACCAAGACGCAUGAAACUAGCAAGCCGCAUCGUACCAGCAAGACCACGGAGCGUGAGACCACGACAGAGCACAAGACCACGGAGACGGAGCACAAGACUAGGACAAAGCACGAGACCAGGACCAAGGAGCACAAGGCCACGGAGACCGAGACGAAGCGCAAGACCAGGACGGAACGUAAGACUAAGACGGAGCGCGAGACCGAGACGGAACGCAAGAUCAAAACGGAGCACGAGACUAAGACCAAGGAGCACAAGGCCACGGAGACCGAAACGGAACGCAAGACCAGGACGGAGCGAGAGACCGAGACGGAACGCAAGACCAAGACAGAGCGCGAGACCAAGACCAAGGAGCAUAAGGCUACAGAGACCGAGACAGAGCGUAAAACUAAGACAGAGCGCGAGACCAGGACCAAGGAGCAUAAGGCCACAGAGACCGAGACGAAACGCAAGACUAGGGAACAUAAGGCCACAGAGACCGAAACAGAGCGCGAGACCAGGACAAAGGAGCAUAAAACCAUAGAGACGGAGCGUAGGACCCAUACCAAGGAGGAGCACAAGACCAAGGAGCACAAGACCAAGGAACACCAUACUGCGGUCACCACCAAAGUCAUUCCUACGGCUUUCACAACUUUCUGCCCGGAACCCACUACCAUCACCAUUAAUAAAGAGAAGUUCACUGUCGUUACUCCUACCACCCUCACCAUCACCAACUGCCCUUGCACCGUUACCGAACCUAUAAUCACUCGCGUCGAAACCGAAGCUCCCUCCGCUCCGAUCUUCACUGCCGCCGCCGACAAGGCCAACGCUGGUAUUGGAGCUUUCGUUGCUGCCGGUUUCGCCGCCAUGUUGCUCUAA